UUUUUUUAUGGUUUAUGCUUUCUCUCUCUACUCCUUUAUUCUUCACUAAAAUACUGCCAUUGUUAAUGCUUCUCUCCUCUCCCUACUGCCUUGACACUAUUUUUAAAGGGCAGGCCGUGCCACAGGUUCGGAUUUUCGAGUCCUUGGUGGCGGCCUGCUCAUGAUUGAACGAGAGUAAUUUUUCCUUCGCCGGAUAAAUAGGAAGAAAGCAAAGGCUAACUUCGAUUUGGCUGACUUUGAUUUUUUCUUUUUCACUGUAUAUGCUAGAUCUGGUUUUGUGAAGUUGGGUGGGUUUCCCAACUCCGGUCAGGUAGUUCAUCGGAAAAAAAAUUCCGGGAUUAGAGACACUUUUGUUGGUGUUUAACUGCUCAAGUUGCAACAAAGGUGUGGGUGAAGACAACCGGAUUUUUAUUUCCAUUUUAGGUAAGUUAUUUUGGGUAGAUAAUGAAAAUCGAUAAGGUGAACCGGUUAUAGGUCGUCAGAAAACAACAUCGACACUGAUACCAUAAAGAAAAUAGAUAAUGCAAUAAAGAAAAUAAAUAAUGCGGAAAUUGGGUUUUUUCUUGUGUCUUUCAUAUUCAUUUGACAUGAUUGGUAGGUACAUUUAUACACAAGAUUAGCUACUAAAUUAGGAAAGAAUAAUAAGAAUAAUUACAUCAAUAUUAUGAUUCCUAAACCUAUGUUACUAAAAUAUUUUUAUUCUACUUUCGUACACGGGCCAUAUCCAGUUAUCCAGCAGCAUCACCUUUUUGUUCCUUCAUAUUCACGAUGAAACCCACUCAAUACUCCCCACUUUUUCUCUAUUACUUCUCUCUUAUUAUCUUCAAAACUAACUUUCUCUCUCUAUUCCUUCUUCUUCUUCUUUGUAUUAUAUCUCUCUCUGUAGUAUGCAAUGUGCAAAUUAAUUAAUCUCUCUCUGGAUCCAUAAAUAAGCUAGCUAACCAGUCUCCAUUAAUUCAAUUCAUAAUCCAUUAUCCAUAAUCCGUUAAUCAUGGCGCAUACUUCUCUACAAGUUUGCAUGGAUUCUUCUGAUUGGCUUCAGGGUACAAUGUCGGAGGAAAUAUCAACAGGGUUAGAUUCAUUAUUAUCCUCACCGUCAGGAGGAACUACAAGCGACUGUAUGUUAGCAGCACCAUGUUCGUCCAGGACGGUACCGCCAUUAAUGGAAAGAAGGUUAAGGCCACCCCAUUACCAAAACCUAAAAUGUCCAAGGUGUGAUUCAAGUCACACCAAAUUCUGCUACUAUAACAACUAUAGUUUAUCACAGCCUAGGUACUUUUGCAAGACUUGUAGAAGGUACUGGACUAAAGGAGGAACCCUAAGGAACAUUCCAGUUGGUGGAGGUUGUAGAAAGAACAAAAAGUCGAGCUCAAAGAAGUCCAAUAAUGAACCACAAAACCAACCCAUUUACGUCCAAAACGGGCCUAUUACGGGUCUUGGAUCCCCUUUUACUUCUAAUAACCCUAUUGAUGUUCAUCCAUUAUCAUUCCCUUAUGAAGUUCAAUUUCCUCCUCAUCUUGCAAACCUAAUUGGCGCACAAAUCGGGCUUGGAGGAGGAACUUUCAUGCAGGCUGGAGGGAUGAUUAGACCAAUUGAUUUCAUGGAUAGUAAGUAUGAAGGUACCGGUUUUGUUGGAGGAAAUAGAGGGCAUGAUUUCAUGGGAAAUGGUAAUACUAAUAAUGGAAGUGAACAUGUUCGUUUUUUAGGUGGAAUUGGAGCUGGUUAUAAUACUGCUAAUUUUGGCACUAUUUAUUCUUCUAAUUCCCCAUUUGGAUUGGCAUCUACUAAUAAUAUUCAUGAUUAUGAAAAUUCAGGAAUUAGCGUUAUGGAUGAGAGGCUAUUGCUCCCAUAUGAUGGUAACAAUCAUGAUCAUCAUGAAAGUGGAGUAGAUGUGAAGCCUAACCCUAAGCUUUUAUCCCUUGAAUGGCGGCAAGACCAAGGUACCGGUUGUGCUACUACUUAUCACAAUGUUGAGAAGAACACAUCUUUUGAGUACGACUGGUCUUAACUCUUGGAAUGGCUUAAACCCAUUAGUCUAAAUUAAACUCAUGUAUACUUAACUAUUACACACUAUAUAAAUUAUAUUAAACAGUUAAUCCAUAUAUAGCUCCUUAAUCCAAUUCCAAGAUCGAGUAUUUUGAAAUUUGUUUUGAGUUCUUUGAAGUAAUUUAAAGCCGUAUUAGUAUAUGAGCUAAUUAAGGUAAUGAAGUGCAUCUAAGGAAGGUGGGUUAUUAUAUUGCAUGCAAGAUCUCCAAUUAAUUAGAAUGGCAAUUAAAAAAACAUGAUGAUGAUGAUGAUGAUAAUAAUAGUGUGAAUGGGAGCUUGUUUAAGUCAAAAAGGGAGUACAUAAUAUAAUAGCAUGCCUAACUAAGUGGAGUAUUAUGAGUUCUUGUAUUUUUGCUUUCAUUCGAUUUACUCUUACAUAUAUACGCUUGUGUUAGUGCUUUCUAAUUAUUAAUUAAUACACAAAUUUCAUGCAUGAAAGUUGUUUAUUAUUAUGUAGUGCUUCACAUUUGACAACAGAUAUUUGGUAUAUGUGUAUAUUUGGA
Amaranthus tricolor (Joseph's coat) is the source of this 2549-nucleotide messenger RNA. RefSeq names its product dof zinc finger protein DOF5.6-like. The coding region runs from base 992 to 2008 and encodes 338 amino acids. Gene Ontology annotation, molecular function: DNA binding; DNA-binding transcription factor activity. Gene Ontology annotation, biological process: regulation of DNA-templated transcription. The record is from RefSeq and is a predicted model, not a curated record. Lineage: Eukaryota; Viridiplantae; Streptophyta; Magnoliopsida; Caryophyllales; Amaranthaceae. The transcript has 2 exons.